AACAAAACUAAAAAUUGAACAUAGCAAAACGUUUUUACAUCUUCGAUUUCAUCGACACCAACAGAAAAGAAAAUAAAUGAAAAGUAGCAAACACAAGAAUGGCGGCUCUGUCCAAUUCCGUUGUGAUUUCGAGGAGCUCCGCAAUCGAUUUAUCUUCCGGUUCUUCUUUGAAGUCUGCUGAUCAAUUUGUGAGACCCACUAACUUGGCCUUGAGUUUUAAGGGCAACAGGAGACCAUCCACCCACAGAAAGAUACUCACUGUUCAAGCCAGUUAUAGUGAUGGUGGAAGGCCUGGCAGUGCAAGUAUCUUUGUCAGUGGCUUUGUUUUAGGGGGAUUAAUUGUUGGCACACUCGGUUGUGUUUAUGCACCUCAGAUCAGCAAGGCUUUAACUGGAACUGACAAAAAGGAUCUCAUGAAAAAACUGCCCAAAUUUAUCUACGAUGAAGAAAAGGCCUUGGAGAAGCAACGCAAGAAACUGGCUGAGAAGAUUGCACAGCUGAAUGAUGCCAUAGAUAAUGUAUCCACGCAGUUGCGAUCAGAAGAGCCACCUAAUGGAGCAGCAGUGAGCUCAGAUGACAUCGAGGCCCUCAUCUAAGGCUGGUGAUUCCUCUAAGGCACAUAUAUGGUCACAGCACCCACCCUUCACUGUGGAUGAUGCCAUUGUUCUACGAAUGCCGGGUUUAAGACAUAAUACGAUAGUGCUAUUUUGCUGUUAGUUUGUUCUGCCCUUUGAUGUAUGUCGAGAAAUCACAAUGUCUAAUAACCUCUUGUAUUGGUCUAUACAAACCUGUGUUUUAUGUAUUUUAUUCCUUCUAGUUGUGAGACAAAGUAGUGUCCAAACAUAAUGUCUUGGGUAUUCAAGUUUCAACAUUAUGAAAAACUGCAAGUAUUUCAAA
Salvia miltiorrhiza (redroot sage) is the source of this 897-nucleotide messenger RNA. RefSeq lists its product as uncharacterized. The coding region runs from base 99 to 596 and encodes 165 amino acids. The record is from RefSeq and is a predicted model, not a curated record. The transcript has 6 exons. NCBI's taxonomy places the organism in Eukaryota, Viridiplantae, Streptophyta, Magnoliopsida, Lamiales, Lamiaceae. Gene Ontology annotation, cellular component: chloroplast thylakoid membrane; chloroplast inner membrane.